Messenger RNA from Cydia amplana, 4009 nucleotides. RefSeq lists its product as uncharacterized. NCBI's taxonomy places the organism in Eukaryota, Metazoa, Arthropoda, Insecta, Lepidoptera, Tortricidae. Gene Ontology annotation, biological process: mitotic cell cycle; protein phosphorylation; intracellular signal transduction. Gene Ontology annotation, molecular function: ATP binding; histone H3T3 kinase activity. Gene Ontology annotation, cellular component: nucleus; cytoplasm. The transcript has 12 exons. The record is from RefSeq and is a predicted model, not a curated record. The coding region runs from base 107 to 3736 and encodes 1209 amino acids.
GACGUAAGGCUUUUGUUAUUAUUUCUCUUUGAGAGUUAUUUUAAUUAGUUCAAUGUUUAAAGCUAUGUAAAGUGAAAUAUUUGGAAUGAUUUAAGGUCAUUUCGAUAUGAGACGCACGUAUAGAUCGAAGAAAGAUACUGGGAGUGGUUUGGACCACAAAGAUGUCUUGCUUACGCUCGAUGAGAGAAGUUCGGCUUUCGAUGCUUAUUACAUACAGAAAUUAAAGCAAACUAAACGGGAACUGUCAUGUGUGGGCUCUUCCAGCCAGUAUAGUACGACUUCACAAAAAGUACGCAAGAAAAAGUAUGUAAAACGAAUUGUAAAAGAAGUGGAAAAUGCUCCUAGGGAGUACAUGUCUCAUUCAGCUUAUUUGACACCUGAUAAAUCGAUAAGAGUGAAUAGGGGACAGGACUUAUUCGAUCAGCUGCUAAAUAAGUCUUCGCCUCGGCAUUUGGAGGCUAAGGUGAAGGAAAAGGAUGAUUUAUUUGACCAAGUUCAGGCGUUGAGACCAACUAAGACUUAUGCCAAAAAGAAAACCAGAAAAGUGAAGAAAUACAACUAUUCCAGUAGUGAAAGUGAAAUUGAUAAAGAAAAUGAAACCAGCAACAUAUCUACAAAUAUAACUGAUAUUGGCGCACACAAACUAAUAUUAGAGAAAGAUGUUACUAGCAGCCCUAAGUUCCAGGAUGAAUCUAUUAACAAAAUAGUCCAAAACUUAUCUAUGUUUAACAAAAUUAAUAAUAGUUCUGGCAGUCCAGUUAUAUCAUUCAAUAAAAAUGUAACUAGGAAAAGAACUAAGCCAUCAACUCAACAAUUACAGUCAACAGUUCUAGAAAAAUCUGUUCUAAGUAGCACACCAUUCAAAAAUAUUAGAACAGCAACAUCCAUUUACAAGCUAUCACCAAUUUCUAGACUUAGUUGCGACACAAGUCCAAAUUAUGGGACUAUAAAUGAAGAAAAUGUUGUGGGGGAUGAUUUAAAGUCUCCUUGUAGUAAAAGACCAGUACCCAAUAUAUUUAAUGUAGAUAAAAGUGAUGUGUCAGAUAUUAGUGUAAUAGAAAAUAACAAGACUGAACAAGAAUUAAAUGUAAACAAAGAAGAGGAAGAUAAACCACCAAAUAUUGAGAGUCUAAAGUGUGAUUCUAAACCUAGUGAAGUAUUCUUAGGGUUUAGUUGUAUCAAUAAUGAAGUUGAUAAACUUAAAAACCUAUAUAAUCAAAUAAUUGAUAUUAGUAAACUAGACGGUAAUGAUUCUAUGCAUGUAAAUACGAGUAUUUCUAUUAAUGAUUCACAAUUAGAAUUAUCACUAGGCGGAUCUAAGCCCAGUGAACCAUUUUUCGGCUUCAGUGUUUGUGAACAAAAUGAUAAAACAGUUAACUCCAGACAAACUUCUGAUAAAAGUACUGAGACAGAUGAAAGUAAAAGCAGUGUAUCUGUAGACUCACAAUAUAAUGCAUCUUUAUAUGAUACUUGCAGUAGUGAUAAUGAAGACAUUAAUGAUACUGAAUCAAACGAAGUGGUCAAAGAACACAAAGUCAGUAUCAGUCUUACAAAAAUGAAUGAUUCAGUUUUCUAUAAGUACUAUGAUAAAAUGUGCACAAAUGUGUCAGAUCACUCUGGUGAUGAAGAAAUUGUUGAACAAAAAUCUAUAAGUAAAAAGCAUAAUUUAUCCAAUAAUAAUGAUAUGGAUGAAAAAAGUGAACAUUUAGAUUCUGAUGACUUUUCCAAUUCAGAUCAACAUUUUAAGGCACAAGGUGAUAGUUCAAAUACAGAAAUUGAUGAAGACAGUGUUUCAGCACAAGAAACUGACAAUGAAUCAGAUAUAUCCAUAUCUGACGAUUUGGAAUCUAACAGCAAUGAUGAUGGUGAAGUCAGAUGCUUUGUUAACACAAGAAGAAAAGUUACGAUGAAAAGUAAUUCUGCUAAAUCCAGCUCAAAUGAAUCUGGUGUUAGUAGUGAAUGUAAUAUGACUGUACUUAGUAGGAGUAAAGUGAUAGUAAAUAGUCCUAAUAAUAUUAGAACUGAUGAAAAUGAGUUACAAACUGAAGAAUGUAUUGAGAAAGAUGUAAAUAACUUGUAUGAAGAUGCAAUUAAUUUAGACUCUGAUGAAAUAGAAGAAACCAAAGAUGUAGAUAGACAGUCUUUUGUCACUACUAGAAAGUCUUCCAGGAAAUUUAGUGUAAUUCCAGAGAGUCCUGCAGAUAAGCCAGCAAUAGUUCUUCAACCAGGCAAAAAAUGGGAAAGAUCUCUUAGUAUUUACAGAAGAAUGACUAUGUUGAAUGAUCAUUUUGAUAUAUCUGUUUUAGAAGAAGAGCCUUUAAAUAGUAAAGGACGGAAAUACAGGGAGAGUGUUAUCAAUACAAUGGAAAUGCAAGAAGGUUCCCUACACAAUGAAUCAAUCAACAGUCGCAGAAGCACUCUUGUGGCUAAGCCUUGCAGAUCGACCAUAGUGCUCAUAAAAGAACCUAAUAAUGCUCGAGCAAGCAUAUGUAACAAUACUACACUAUAUGACGACCUGAAAGGUUUCCUCAGCGACGAUUGUGAUGAUACCGUUGUCGAGCUAUCGAAACUGUCGAUUGUCGACUCUGAACACGAAAUCACAGUGGUAGAGAAGCUACAUGAAGAUCGUUCGACGACCGCAAGGGACUACGUUCUGAGGCGCUGCAACCAAACGGAGGCGAUUCUGUUUGAUGAAUGCUAUCCAGAUACAGCCCUGAAGAAUUGCCACAAGAUCGGCGAGGGUGUCUAUGGGGAGGUGUUCCUUUGGCGAGCCCGGGAUGGCCGUGCGCGUGUUAUGAAGAUAGUACCAAUCGCAGGCGAUAUCAAGGUCAAUGGGGAGCACCAGAAGGACUUCCACGAGAUCAUAUCCGAGAUUGUGAUUGCUAUGGAAUUGAGUGCACUGCGCACUCCUAUAGCAGAAUUGGAACGACAAUUUGAUGAAGGAAAGACGGACAUUGACACACUCGACUUACACGCGAUACAAAAUGCUACUGACAUUUUUAAUGAGGUAUUAGCAGUAAGGUGCGUUUACGGCAGCUACACGUUGCGGCUGCUGGAUCUGUGGGAACUGUACGACGAAUGCAAGGGCUCUGAGAACGACAACCCGGCCAUACUGCCGUCGGAUCAGCAGUACAUUGUGUUGGAGCUCGCGAACGCGGGGCAGGAUCUGGAGAGCUAUCAGUUUAAUAGCGCUGAACAGGCGCAUGCUUUAUUCUUGCAGGUGGCUUUCGGUCUAGCCGUGGGUGAAGAAGCCUUCCAGUUUGAGCAUCGCGAUUUGCAUUGGGGUAACGUGUUGAUCGCCCCAACUGAACAAAAGUUCGCGACGUUUGUCCUCCGCGGGCGCUCGCACCGCGUCGCGCGCUGCGGCGUGGCGGCCACCAUCAUCGACUACUCGCUGUCGCGGCUAUCGCUGCCGCUGGCCACGGGCGGCGAAGCGGCCGCGCUGUACAACGACCUCGCCACCGACGACGGCCUGUUCGAUGCCGUUGGCGACUACCAGUUCGAGGUCUAUCGCCUCAUGAGGGACAAGCUAAACAACGAGUGGAAGAACUUCGAACCGUACACCAACAUCCUCUGGCUGCAUUACACCGUAGAUAAGAUGAUAACAGCGCUCCGCUACAAGAGGACCAACACCAAGAUUCACAAGCACUACAUCUCCAAGCUCAAGGCCAUCAAGAACAGGAUCCUGUCUUACGGCAGCGCUUCCCAAUUCGUACUCACUGACAUCGAAUACUAAAUCGAACAAAUGUUAUAAUAAUAAUAAUUUAAUCAUCCAAAUUUUAUAUUCUCACUAGUAAUAUUUCAAUAUGGAUAUAUUCAGCACUUGCCCCACGUGUGAAUCGGACCUGCAUUGCAUAAAUUAUGAUGUACAUAGAAUUUGCUUUGGUAAUGUAAUAGACGCUAAAAGAAUUAUUUACGGGAUUGUAGAAACAUUAGAACAGCGAAAAGGUGCCUUCUUAGCUAAGGUAGUGGCUUUGUUCAGAUUAAACUCAUACAUUGUGUUCAAAAA